UAAUAGAUUUUUUUAAUCUUAUAAAAUUCGCUUCAAAAGCAAAGGCUAAUAUAGUUAUUAUUUUAUUUUUAGAUAAAUAACACAAAUGUUAAAAGUUUAUCAAUAUUGUUAAAAUUCUGCUACGGAAAAGAAUUUGAAAAUAUGGAUUUUAAUGAUAUUUCGUCGCAAGAUUAUGUGGAUCUGUUACUUAGAGAGGGUAGAAAAAUAAGAUGUGAUAAUACUAGUGAAGCUUUUAAAACACAAACAACACUACCUUCUUAUUACGACAAACGCUUAUUUAAAAGGGGUCAAAAAUUCAUAAAUAAGCAUUUAUAUGCCAUGGGUCUAUCUCAGACAUUUGGUCUGAUAUCUAUUUAUGCUAUUUCCUCCAUAAUAAAUGUUUUACGAACAACUACCAGGAAUAGCACUGCUUUAGCAAUGUACAAGCGGCAAAUUCCCGCUUUCUUUAUCAUGGAUGUUUUAUACACAUCUGAUUGUGAGCCAGGAUCAAAAUUCUGGAAAGCAAUAUCGUUUAUCAAACACAUGCACAACUCAUCCAGUAAAGGAAGUAUACGAGCAGAAUCGAAUCCAAUUAACCAGAAGGAUAUGGUUCUGUCUCAGUUUUUGUUCCUGGGAUUUCCUCUAGUGAGGGGUGAAAUGUGCGGAUUCCACGGAAUCACUAAAGAAGAACGAGAAGGCUUUAUUCAUUUUUGGAGAGUAAUUGGAUACUUAUUGGGGAUUGAAGAGAGAUUCAAUCUCUGCAGCUUCCCAACUCAUAAAGUAAUCGACAUAUGCGAUCUUCUAAUAGAUCAAACAUUCAGACCAGAAAUACAGAAAAAAUUACCAUUAAUGCUGGAAACAUCAAAUUAUGUAUGUACAGCUGUUUCAACAGUCAUACCAGAACUGACCACCAUAUUUGCCCUCAACCAUGUUUAUAACAUGGUACAGAAAAUGCGUACCAUCAAGAAAAUACCAGAUCCCAUUUAUUUGGAGACGAAUUUUAUUGUAGGAUUCUACUAUAAAUGUAUGGUUUUUAUGAUGGUUUACCUCAUGAGUUUUAGUAUUUUCCGAAGUAUUAAAAACGGAAUAUAUGUACUGAAUAUUUUGAUUUUGAGAACAUUUCCAAUAUUUUCAUUCUUUAAAUAUGGAAUCGCAGAUAGUUUUAUAAACUUCAGUAUGUUUUCUCAUCAAAAAUUAGCGCGAGCGGUGGAAGAAGCCGAGACAAAAUGUGUGCUUGAAUUCUAUCAGAAUUUAGGACAAAAUCCGACAAAUUCUGAAGAUAAUAAUUUAAGAUCUAUUCCCGGUGUUCAAGGCAACAGCAAUGUGGACAGCGAUGAUUUCCGCAAAGUUAUCAGGAAGCACAAAAGGAAAUUUGGUACUGGAGACGGGGACGAAAUGUUUUAUGGCAAAGAAGAAAAUAAAAACCGUAAAAUAUGGUUACACAUAUCCAAUAUUCCUGACUCUAUAACUGCAGAAGACCUUACGAUAUUUCUUCAGAAACAUGCAAACUCCACUGAUCCGCAAAUAAAAUCACUUCCCACCCUUAGUAAUAGAAAAGACAAUAAAUCGUUCAUGAAAAAUGGAGGUCAACCCCAAACCAGUAAAACCAAUGCAGCGAAAAGUGCUCAGCGAUUUAUCGAUAGCUUAUUAAAUGAAGGAAAGAAAACCUUUGUAGAAUCAAACGUUUGUAAAAAAUGUCAACUACCAACCUAUUACGAUGAAGCUCUUUACAAAAGGGGCCAGCAGUUUUUCUACAGGCAUAUUUUUGCGAUGUUAUUUGCCAAACUCAACGGACUUUUGGCAGUUUUAUCAAUGCCUACAAUUCUGAACAUUUUAGUACUAACACAGAAGUCGAGCAGUGACUUUACUGCUUAUAUAAGGUACAUAUCAACGAUUUUUCAUAUGGUGAUAUGGUAUAAAGAAGACCUAAAUCCUGGAUCAAAGUUAUGGGGGUCUAUACAGGAAGUCAACAAAAAACACACCGCUGCUAGUAAAAAAGGCUUGACAUAUGGUCUAUGUAGAAUAUCCCAAGCAGACAUGGCGUUUACACAGUUUGGAUUUAUGGGAUUCCAAGUAGCAAGGCCAGGAAUGGUUGGGUUGCACAACGUCACCGAAGAAGAAUGGAAAGCUUUCAUCCAUGUAUGGAGAGUAGUGGGAUAUUUAAUGGGAAUUGAAGAAAGAUUCAAUAUUUGCCGUGAAUCAGUUGAAGAAACCAAAGAAAUAUGCAACCUUUUAAUAGACAGAUCAUUUUUUCCUCAGGUCGAGAAAAGAGAUCGCACCUAUUUGAAAAUGAGUAGACAUCUGAUACAUGGUCUUUGGACAAUGAAUCCUAUACUAAGAUAUAAAGUAAUGAUGAACUACCUCUAUGAUUUACUUAAACCUGUAGAUGACAACAAUAACCAGAAAUUGUUGGAGAGCAAAGAACACAAGAAGUUAUUUGACAUGAGUCUCCUUCUGAGAUUUAGGUUUUGGAUUAUAGGAUUUGUUUUAACCAUAGUAUUGAAAUACAGUAUUUUUAGAAUAAUUUUUAAUUGGUUGGAGCAUUUGGCUCUGUGGUUGAUGGAAGUUUGUCCAUUUUUGGCUUACUAUAGUUUCGGUAAAGCUAACACCAUUGUUAAAAUAAAAGUUUAAGAAUAAAUUUAGUAUUUAUUA
This is a messenger RNA of Diabrotica virgifera virgifera (western corn rootworm), 2631 nucleotides long. RefSeq lists its product as uncharacterized. Lineage: Eukaryota; Metazoa; Arthropoda; Insecta; Coleoptera; Chrysomelidae. Gene Ontology annotation, molecular function: oxidoreductase activity. Bases 142 to 2610 code for a protein of 822 amino acids. The record is from RefSeq and is a predicted model, not a curated record. The transcript has 11 exons.